Molecule: messenger RNA, 2097 nt
Organism: Effrenium voratum
Lineage: Eukaryota; Dinophyceae; Suessiales; Symbiodiniaceae
Source: the annotation of a GenBank genome assembly
AUGUCUGAUGUGGGCAGGACAAGCCUUCAGAGAAAGGCCAGCCACGACGGAUCAGGCCAUGGAACGCCAGACGAGCGGAACUACGAGUACUAUGGCGAAGAGAGUUGGUGGGAGGAUGGGUAUCAUCACUUCGGCACGUACGACACCCCGUACUACGAAUGGCAGGAGGGAUCCGACGACAUCUUCGAGGUGGACCUGUACUCGAUGGUCUUUGUGCUCGAUGAGAAUCUGGCGCCGAAGGAUUUGUACACGGGCUUCGAGUUUGACGAGAAGUCCUUGCUAUUUGCGGUGGAGGCAGAUGACGUGGCCCCGACCACUCCGGCAGCCUGGAGGUCGCGGCCGCUGAAGAUCCAUCCCGAGCCGCCCCCAUUUCGAAGGGAGGGCGCACGGAGUGAGGCUUCCACGCCUGCGCGGAGUGGAGCCGCGACGGACAUCAACACGGGAGGAAGCAACACGCCAACAGGAGGCCGUACACCUCGACAGAAAGCAGCAACGCCGCCGAAGAUCGAAACUCCCAGUGCUCUUCCUCCGUCGCAAGUUCAAGUAACACCAAGGCCAGAGCCUCCAAAUGAGGACUCGGAGCCGUCCGGAGACGAGUUGGAUUCAGGCAGAACAAAUGCCAAAAUCCACAUCAGCAACCGGCAGCUGGAGCAUUUGAAGCAGAAAAUGCAGGCGCUGAAACAGCGCCGAAUCGUGCCAGAAGAGAAGGAAAAGCUCCAGGAAAAAGUCAAGGAGCAGGAGGAGGUCAAAGAGAUGGAGAAGGAGACAAAGGAGACGAAGGAGACAAAGGAGACCAAGGAGACCAAGGAGAAGAAGGAGAAAGAAAAGAAGCCCGACGCCGAGAAAAAGCCUGACAAGGAGCGGGGCGAGAAGGCUGAAAAGACCGAGAAGACAGAGAAGUCCAAGCCGAAGGAGAAGGAGAAAGCCAAGACGGACAAGAUCGAAAAGGACAAGACGGACAAGGAAAAGGUGGACAGCACAAGGACAGAGGGGACUGUUCACUCAAACUGUCCUGGAGCGCACGGGCUAAGUCUCUUCAAGACUCCAGAGCGUGGUUGGUGGUGCAGUGUGUGCGAGAAGGAGCACAACAAGGGCUCAGCCUUUUACGGCUGCCGCAAAUGCGACUACGACGAGUGCGAAGCCUGCGCCAUGACACCACGGCCAGCUCCAAAGGCGGAGGAAGAGAAACCUGACACUCCGAGUGCCAAAACCCCUUCACCUCGGAAAGGAGCGAAGAGCGCGCCGAGUGCGAAGAAAGGUUCGUCGAGCUCUAGCUCCACGAGUGAGCACGAGACCUCAUCUCGCAGUCCCAAGGACGCGAGAAAAAAGGACACCAAAAAGGCAAGUUCCAAGGAAAGCAAGGAGAAGGAGACCAAAGAAAAAGAGACCAAAGAAGCCAAGGUGAAAGAUCCCAAGGAGACGAAAGAGAAAGAGGGUAAGGAGAGUAAGGAGAGUAAGGAGAAGGUGAAAAAGGGCGAAGCCAAGCGCGAGGCCCGAGACAAGCGAAAGGCUGCCAAAGUGAAGGUCAAGAAGACGGUCAAAAGGCCCUCUAAGACUGCCAAGUCCAAGUCUAAGUCAAAAUCCUCAGAGAGGUCCAGCGAGGCGAAGACCAAGCGUGCGAAGAGCACUUCGGAGCGCGUGAAGGACCCGAAGCUGGUUCCACGCCGGGGGCAGGAGCGGUGGGAGCCGAAGCGGGCCAAGAAGUCAGCCGAGGCCAAGGUGUCGCCCAAAGCCUCGCGCUCAAGGGACACCUCGUCCCCGCGCAGCGAGGAGCCCCCAAAGAAAAGAGCCGCCAACGCGCUGACGGUGUCCGAGCAGAGAGCCCCAGCGGUGAGCCUCACGCGUGCCACGGCAAGGCGCGAAGAGCCCCGGGAGGAGGCUCGGCGGCCCAGAGGAGAUGGAGCAGAUUUGCUACGCAGGGUGCUGCGGGCAAAUGGAAUCCAGGCUGGCGGUCGAGCAAAGGACGAGCCUCGGGCCACGUUGGUGCCUUCCCGGAAGGAGGACUCAUCUGGUGAGAGUCCUCCGCGGGGUGUGGCAACCUUGAGGCCUCCUCAGGACCGCAAGGCGCUGGACGGCCGAAAGUCGCGGAGGGUCUGA